AUGACGCGCCAGCCCCGCGAUUUCCCGUCGCAGAUCAGUGUAUCUGCAAAGAAGUUGCUGCGCCGUUCUCGCUGUCCGUUGCCUUUGAAAGAAAUCCACGAAAUGGUGAACUCCGAGCUUGGCGAGACUUUUGACUAUCAGCUGUUCUUGCAUGAGUUGCGCACGUCUACCAAAAAUGGAGCUCCGCGGUUCAUCAUUGACGGGGAGGUCGUUUGCCUGGCGCAGGGCAUUCUUGCACCCGGGUGCAGGGCUGCACCUGAACCAUGUUCAUGGCAGCUCUGUGAAGCAUUUGCAGUCCAGGAACAAAUAAGCAAGCGAACAAAGAGAUUGCUUUGCAGCUUUGGCGGCGCCAUGCGAUUGGAUGAUAUCGAACAGCAUCUGCGAGCCAGCGGUUGCCAGUGGAGCAGAGGGCAGCUCAUCAAAGCUUUGCACAGUUCUGCCAGGAAUGGCGUUCCCCGCUAUGUGUUCGAUGGGGAGCUGGUCCAAUUGGUCAAGGGGCCGUCGUGGCGCCGAAAGCAAAAGGAAGCAUCAAAGGAGCUUGCAACCUUCCUGCAAGAGGUAGAUUUUUGCAGCUGCCCGUAUAACAUCGCCUUGGACCUACCCGGCUUCAAAGGCAACGGUGAGUUGCUGAAGCAGGUUGUACAUGACCAGAGCCACGCUGAUGGCCGUUUGCGCUUCGAAGAGCGCGAGUUUGGUGGAUCAAAGUGGAUCUUUGCCACAGAGUCCAUGAGACGGUACAACUGCCAGGAGAAGCUGCGGCAGCAAGCUUUCGAGGCCAUCCGUGCGCUGGAUGCGGAAGUGCAAUCCAGGCCUUCGAAGCUGCUGGAGGAUUCUAAAGAUACAGCUGAGAUUUCAAAACUUGGACAAUUGAUGCGAGACUGGAUUUCUGGAGCCAGUUGGUUGACGUGCUUGGAUCACGACGGCACACUUGUGGAUGAAGUUCCUGGCAUCAUGACUCGGGUGCACCUCUUUGAUGGUACGGGCAUCGAAGUGAGAUUGCACAUGUUUGUGGAUCCGACAGAGACCUAUAUUCACAACCACCGCUCAAACUUCUUCAGCUAUUGUCUCAGUGGCAGGUACUGGCACAAGAUUUGGGGCGUGGACGAAUGCUCCGGAGGCGAGCGCUACUUCGUCGUCAAUCGCACGACAGAUCCCCUGUUCGAGCAACCCUUGGACAAGCCGGGAAGCUUAAGCGUCAUCGCAGCGCACACGCACCAAGAGCGUGGCUCCUACUACAUCAGGUCUGUGACUCCGCAUACCGUCCAGCCGCAGAUGGAGGGAGAUCGCGCCACUCCUGUUCUCACCAUCUACAUCAAGGAUAAGGCUGCAGGUCCUGAUACCUUGGUUCGAGUUGCGAAGAUGGAGGAACUCACAAGUCUCCGAGAGCAGCAGCAAGAAACUCAAGAUUGCCCUCUUCAGGGGCGCGAGAAGCUGGAGAGAUUGAGGGCAAUUCACAACCUCACACGACACGCGGACAAGCAGAGGAAACGGCCAAGCUAG
This is a messenger RNA of Symbiodinium sp. CCMP2456, 1500 nucleotides long. The record is from the annotation of a GenBank genome assembly. NCBI's taxonomy places the organism in Eukaryota, Dinophyceae, Suessiales, Symbiodiniaceae.